UUAUUUAGUUUAAAGUAUUUGAUUAACGGUUGAGGAGAAAUCAACAUCGGAAAAAUGACGGCGAAAACUGGCAAUAUGGAUGAUUUCAAUUUUUACUUGAAACUCUCGAAACCUCUGGUUCUCAAUCUCCCAAAUGCGAAAGAUCGAGCAAUGGCAGCUUUGUGGUUGAAGAAACUUGUCGAAUUAAAUUCUCGCCACACUCCGGAUUCUGCUGCGGACAAUAUUCACGUGGAAUACCUGAAGCUUUUACUGUUAGCGAUGCAGACUGAUCGACUUACUGGAAUUUUUGGAAAACCUCCACCUUCCGGUGACUUGGGCGACAUUGUACCUGGUAAACAUAAAGCUCAAGACAUGAUUUCCCUGGUGAAAACACGCACCAGCUCGCAACAGGGGGAUGAAACAGUAACGUACGGGCAUCCGCGCGUGAUGACUUCGAUAGGCGGUGAUUUGUGCGAGUACGUUUCGGUCCAGGAGAUUCCAAAUUUCGGGAUUCACGGUUAUUACGCUCUGUCGAACGAGCCUUUGUCGGAAUGGUCGAACAUUGGCAGACGGUCCGUUGAGUCCAAAGAGUCCGAUUGUUUCAAACAUGCUUCUGAAAAAGCUGAACGAAAAAAGGCAGCUGCUGCAAAGCAAACCCCGAUCGUCGCCGAAGAACAAAAUGAAACGGCAGCGGCUACUGUUGGCUCCGAUUCGACUGGAGUGGGACAAAUCUCAAGGAGAAAGCACGAAAGAACGAAACACAGUGAAAAAUCGUUACAAAAAAUCUUCCAGGCUCAGAGGAGCGAAAUUGCAGGCGUGGAAACUCGACCUUGUUGGGGCAGAAUUCGUUAUAUUGAUCGAUUGAUUGACGAAUCUCCUCACGUCGUAGCCGAUUUGGAUCUUUCCGAGGCUGAUGCAAUGCUGCAUCUUUAUCGCGAUACGAAGUUUCGGAAAUCGAAGCACCUUAGCAAAGCGGAAAAGGCAUCGAAGAUUUGUUCGAUAUCGUCCAGGCGAAGAAAUGUCGAAAAAAGAUUGGAUUUGCCACCUUGCGCGAUCAUUCCCGACGAAGAUGACUAUGAACGAUUUGCCGAGACUGAAACACCCGCAGGUUCUCGGACUUGCCUUCCAGCGAAUUUCGAAUCAGACGACUGCAGGAACAACGACGAAGAUGAAAUCAUUGAUUACGACAGAGCGCCUUACGAUUGUCCGGACGAUCAGUACGAAUCAGAACUUCUUGAAAGAACAGAAUACGCUACGUGGCCGGAUGGUGCUCACGAAUGCGAUUAUACGGACCAAUAUUCGGAAGGACUGGAAGAAUCGUAUUCCAACGUUUCUCAACCGAGUAUGGAAGCGAUGAAUCCGGAAAGUUUUCGCGACACGAAACUUCUCAUAUCAGACCCAGAAAGAAGAGCACCACCGUCGAGUGGCAAAGUUAAAGUUCCACGAAAAAAAAGACAUUCUUUAACGGAUGAAUCUUGGGAUCCACCGGGCCAUAGUACGAGUAUAACGAAACUAUAAUCGUUCUCUGGUUCGAUCAAAAAAUACUAUUAAAUUAUUCAGAAGUUUCAUUAAUAAUUAUCCAACGAGUAUGGAAUUUUAAUUUCCUUUCGAUGAAAAUUUGAACGAAAAAUUAUCGAAAUUCAAACCGUUUUCAUUUGGCGAACGUGCUUGUGGUAUUAUUUGAAAUUUGUACAAAUUUAUUGUAGAAUCCUAACGAUUAUCACAAUUUUAUGUGAAUUUAUGAAAAAUAUGAUAUGUUAUUUUUCGUUAAGUGAAAAUUCAGUCUCCCUAAUAUUACAGUCUAUAGCAGUCUAGUUUUGAGAUUCUGAGGCACCUUCGAGGUUUCUUAUAAUUGUACGAGUUAUCGAUUCAAAAUUGAAUUUCAAUUAAAAAGUUUGAGGACA
This is a messenger RNA of Venturia canescens, 1883 nucleotides long. RefSeq lists its product as uncharacterized. The record is from RefSeq and is a predicted model, not a curated record. Lineage: Eukaryota; Metazoa; Arthropoda; Insecta; Hymenoptera; Ichneumonidae. The transcript has 9 exons. Bases 55 to 1497 code for a protein of 480 amino acids.